Mitosporidium daphniae is the source of this 951-nucleotide messenger RNA. RefSeq lists its product as uncharacterized. The transcript has a single exon. The record is from RefSeq and is a predicted model, not a curated record. Bases 1 to 951 code for a protein of 316 amino acids. Lineage: Eukaryota; Fungi; Microsporidia.
AUGAUGAAAGGCGAAUGGAUUUCAAUCUCCAUCGAUGAAGACCAGUUGUAUUAUCCGGAACCGAAGCGCGAAGCGGCAAUCUACUGCACCAGCCCUUGUGUUGUGAUAAAUUCUUUUGAAAGCCUACAGCCGGCUUGUGAGAAAUAUUUCGACUCUAAAGAGCAUGGCGGAGACGAGUUUUCUGGAUUUCACUGGGCUAGGGCCAAAGAAGGCAAUCAAAAGCUGUCUUUCCCCGCCAAAAGGUCUCCUGUAUCGCCCCAAGAUUCUUCAAAUGCUAACAUUUUACUUUACCGUGGACAAUCGUUCGAGAAAAGCUUGGACAAAAGCUUGGAAAGUUCAGACGAGGAUGAUGAUAUGUCGAUUGCGGACGAUUUCGAAGACUAUUAUUCGGUAAGGGAAAGAUAUAAAAGCAGCUUUGAAGAUUAUGUGGUAAAAGAGGAGCAAGAGAUGAUACUUGAUGUUUUGAUUGAAAAUCUUGAAAUCAAUGUAAGCGAUCAUCAAGGCCGUGAUAAUGAGAACCAUCAUGGCGAUGCUGAUAAUGAGAAAAAUUCCGAUUUCGAUUUCGAUUUCGAUUUCGAUGCCGAUCAAGACGACGAUGAUUUCAGCKGCAUCUUUUCUGAGGGCCAUUCUAGCAAUGAGGUUGCCAACAAAAGCCUUAACAAAGCGUCAAAUUCUUCCUCCUUAUCUUCGUUGGAAUCUUUUUUGAACUUGAGAGCUUACUUUUUUAACAAGUACCUGUUGCUUGAGCAAUUGAGAACGGGCCAAAAUCAAUUCGAACUAUUUAACCAGGUCGCUAUGAUGACCAUAUCUGAGCCAACCGAUCUACGUCCACGAAGCACAUUGGAAAUUGGAGAAAAUAAUAUAUCAAGUGAAGAGGAACACGGCAGAUUUACCGACUGCGACGAGCUUGAGGAAGAAUUAACAAUGUCUCUCCAAUCGCCACUGAAAUAG